ACAACAGGCAGACGGCGUGUCUGCGGAAUAGCAAGAGGGGCUGAGAAGAGCCCCCUCCCCUUUCUCACUUCAUAUCUCUUUCUCUCUCUUCGUUUCUCACUCAGCUGCUUCUUGCAUUACCUAGAGUCAAAUUCUCAAAUGAUCUUUUCAUCAAACUGAAUAUAUAUCUUUCUCUCCUCCAUUCCUUCUGCACCCCUCUUCCCUCUCUCCUCGGGUUUCUUCACUCUCUCCUCCCGGGCUUUCAGCUUUCCCCUGUGAGGUAGAGGGAGAUUGUGUCUGGCUUCUUGUUCCUCUGCAAGCAACAGUGUGUUCAUCAUCUCCCCACGAGACAGACAAAGAGAGGAAGAGACGGAGAGGGAAAAAGAGGGGGAGUAUCAGGUGUAUGUAAAGAGAAAAUGGGGAGAGUGUGAAAGGAAUUGAUAGAAUGACAGGAAGCCAGUGACAGAGAGAGAGAGUAAGAGAGAGAUCGAGAGGGAUCGUGUGUGAGAGAAAGAGAGAGAGAGCGAGAAAGAGAGAGCGACAGAUGGCUGUAAACCCAGGGGUGUCAGUGUUGCCAUACAGACAAAGGUAGCUCCGUAGUGCAUUUUCUCUCUCUCUCUCUCAUUCACACACACACUUACACACACAGGCAUUACAACUGCGUAGGUGUCAGACGGAAGAGGAAUGACACUGGCUUGCACACAGAGUAGCCUCAUGUUCAUAUCUUAACGGAAUCAGUUGUACCACACUCACACACUCAAUCAAUCGCACACACAAACCCCGUGUGCGGCCGUAAACAUGGGUCUCGUCAUGGGGACCUUUUCCAUGCAAUCCAAUAAGCAGGAUCGGACCUAUCGGAAAGAUAAAAUUGAUGAUGAUUUUGAGAUGAGCAUUGUGUGUCAUCGGCCAGAAGGGCUGGAUAAACUGGAGGCUCAGAGCAACUUCAGCAAGAGAGAGCUACAAGUCCUUUACCGUGGCUUCAAAAACGAGUGCCCUAGUGGGGUGGUGAACGAGGACACCUUCAAACAGAUAUACGCCCAGUUCUUUCCCCAUGGAGAUGCCAGUUCCUACGCACACUACCUGUUCGACGCCUUUGACUCAGCACACAGCGGAUCCAUCAAGUUUGAGGACUUUGUCAUGGCUCUGUCCAUCUUACUGAGGGGAUCAGUGAGGGAGAAGUUGAUGUGGACUUUCAACCUGUAUGACAUAAACAGAGAUGGCUACAUCAACAAGGAGGAGAUGACAGACAUCGUCAGAGCGAUAUAUGACAUGAUGGGGAAGUACACCUACCCUGCCCUGAAGACAGACACUCCCAAACAACAUGUGGAUGCUUUCUUCCAGAAGAUGGACAAGAACAGAGAUGGAGUAGUCACUCUGGAUGAGUUCAUUCUGUCCUGCCAGGAGGAUGAAAACAUCAUGAGGUCCCUGCAGCUUUUCGAAAACGUCAUAUAAAUGAAACAGACAAAAGAGACACAGUGGGAAAAUGAAAGAGAGAUAGGAAAGACCUUUGAACUGUGAGAAGAAAGAGCAGCCCACCAUUUAAUGGCAAAAAGGGACACACACAAACUUUGCUGUCAGCAUGGUUAUGAGAGGUACUCAACACUGGCCGCCCAGCAACAGCUAUAUGCAUCUGCCGUGUGGCACAGUGUCUCACCAUCACGUUACAAUGGCAGUGACCAAUCAACGGGCUGGGUUAUGACCCCUCCCACUGACCUCUGACCCCUUGUACCUGUUUUUGAUCUUCCUGUGACCCUGUAAUCUUUCACCCUUGGUCCGAACUCUCUCAGUCUUGUUCUGUUGAUGUUGUCGUCGUUGUUAUGGUUACUGUUCUCCCAGAGAGUGUAUAUAACACCUGUUAAUUGACAUACUGACAUUAUAGAAACAUACACACACAUAUUAAGACAUACACACAUACCUACACUGUGUCAGGCCGGGAUUCAAUCCGAAGUGCACUAUAGAGCGAUCUCUUUGAACGUCGGGGAAGUUGCCCUUAAAAGUUGCACUGUCGACAGUCAGCUCUAUAACACUGCUUGGAUUGAAUCCUGGCCUCAAUUUCACCACAAAUACAGUUUACAGACACAAAUUGAGGACAUUUCCUGUACAUUUUCAUUUGUAGAAUUCAUGUGAUCUCUACUUGACCGCAACAUAUUAAGAAAUAUACAUUUAAAACAAGUCAGUCCUAACCCCACUAAAUGCAGCACUCCUAUUGUAUGUGUGUUCGUGUUAGUCAAUGUUUUUUGUGUUGUGGUGCCUUGUGUCAUUGUGUUUUUGGCUUCUAUCUUUCUGUCUGCACUGAGCUCCGUUCAUCUGCCUCUUUGUCUGUCAAUCUGGCCAGAUGAUAUUCCCACCCACAGAGCCUGGAUUGAAUGUUCUGUGGCCUAUGGCAAUUUUGAAGUAGUGCUGAGCGAAUAACCGAAAUGUUGGUUUAUUUUCAGUUUGUAAAUAACUAAUUGACGGACAUUGGUUCCAUUAUUUGAAUUCCAUUUAGUUGUGCACCAUUUGUGCCAUUUCUCUAGAGAGAUUUCUCUCUGGGACAUGUUGUCCAGCUCAUCAGAGUUAAGUGCCGAAAACGUGGUAAUGAACUACAUUGACCAGAAUCCAUUGCCUACAGCUAGCUGCCUCCUGUUCUCAUUGGUUCUUUGCCGGGCAAGCCUGUGUGGCCCGACAGACAGACACAGAGAGAUAGGAGAGGGCUAGAAUCCGGUUGCUUAUGUAUCUCUACCCGACAAUGCAUCUAAUUGAUUGAUAGUUGUUAUUUAGCAGUGUUAAAAGUGUACCUUAUCUACUUUAUAGAACUACUUCAAAUGUGAUUUCAUCAGACAGCUAACCAGCUAUGUAAGCCUGCUAUCCGGAAGGAUGACUCUGGGAGAACAUAGAUGGAUGGCUGGCUGGCAGCUACAGCCUAAGCAGAGAUGAGAUGAUGACUUGUAAUAAAAUACUAAGUCAUCAAAUGAAAUAAAAAAAUAUAUACACAACAACUGAUAUAUUUUAUUAAAGUUAUGUGAACAAGGGAUGGUUUGUUAAUAAGUGAUAUGCAGUAAUUGCAUAUCUUAGUGUCACCAUACUAAAAACAAAUAUGUAAUAUACAUAACCAAAAUAUUUAAUUUACUGUAAGUAAAGUCAUGUGAAUAAAUGAUGGUUUAGAGCCUAAUAACUGAUAGUAAUAGGCUGUCACUCACUACCAUCAAUUAUUUUAUUCAUUGUUGUUACAGCAUUGAACAUUGAACAUUGAACAAUGCAUUUAUUGUAAAAAAGAAAAAAAAUAAGAAAACCGCGAUUAUUUUUCAAAAACCAAAACUGAACCGACCUCAAAAAGCGCUAUUCGCUCAGCACUAUUUUGAAGUGUAUUCUUAUGCUUGUUUUGUGCCAAUAUGGGUGUGUGCAUGGUAUCCUGUGGGACAUUACAACUGUGCAGUAACAACUCUCAAGGGGAGGGAGAGGGAGAGGGAGAGGGACCUUGUCACUGAGAAUACAGGAAUGAAAGCCAUGACAUGGGUGGUGAUGACAAUAGCCUAAUCAAUGUGAAGACUUACUGACAACAAAACACAGAAUCCCUUAUUUCACAGUCCCCUAUUACCUUACCUUCACCUAUACUUUUAUACAAUAUCAAGAUUCAUGAUCAGCAAAGCACAGAGAGGUGAGACUAACAGACUGAGAAUGACAGACAGAAAGGGGGAAAAAAAACACAUCAGUGUAUAUUGAAAUGUUGUACAAAAUGAUAUUUAACAAUAAACUUUUCAAAGAAAGUA
Molecule: messenger RNA, 3728 nt
Organism: Oncorhynchus kisutch (coho salmon)
Lineage: Eukaryota; Metazoa; Chordata; Actinopteri; Salmoniformes; Salmonidae
Product: Kv channel-interacting protein 1-like
Exons: 7
Coding region: 778-1431 (217 amino acids)
Biological process (GO): regulation of potassium ion transmembrane transport
Cellular component (GO): voltage-gated potassium channel complex
Molecular function (GO): potassium channel regulator activity; transmembrane transporter binding; calcium ion binding
Source: RefSeq, a predicted model, not a curated record